Molecule: messenger RNA, 2800 nt
Organism: Vespula vulgaris
Lineage: Eukaryota; Metazoa; Arthropoda; Insecta; Hymenoptera; Vespidae
Gene: Rop
Product: protein ROP
Exons: 11
Coding region: 109-1863 (584 amino acids)
Biological process (GO): intracellular protein transport; vesicle-mediated transport; neurotransmitter secretion
Cellular component (GO): plasma membrane; secretory granule
Molecular function (GO): syntaxin binding
Source: RefSeq, a predicted model, not a curated record
ACUUUCGAUAAUCGAAAUAACGCUCGAAGCUUGCACGAAACGAUACUUGUUUCGAUAGUAUACCGAAGCACCACCUGACGGAGAAAGAUAUUAACAGUACUAUCCAAAAUGGCGCUCAAGGGACAGGUUGGUCAAAAAAUUAUGAACGAGGUGAUCAAGCAGAAAAAGAAAGCAGCAGGAGGAGUAGAAUGGAGAAUCCUUGUCGUGGAUCAGCUGGCGAUGAGAAUGGUCUCGGCAUGUUGUAAGAUGCAUGAUAUCAGUGCCCAAGGGAUCACCCUAGUCGAAGAUAUCAACAAGAAACGUGAACCUUUGCCAACGAUGGAGGCUAUUUAUUUGAUAACACCAUGCAAUUCAUCUGUGCAGAAAUUGAUUGAAGAUUUCAACAACCCGACUAGAACGACCUACAAAGUCGCUCACGUUUAUUUUACCGAAGUCUGCCCGGAGGAGCUGUUCAAUGAACUCUGCAAGUCUCUCGCCGCUAAAAAGAUCAAAACCCUCAAAGAGAUCAACAUCGCUUUCCUGCCAUAUGAGUCGCAGGUCUUCUCUUUGGAUUCACGUGAAACCUUUGCCUGUUUCUACAAUCCAUCAUUCUUAAAUCUGAGAACUGCCAAUAUGGAAAGAAUUGCAGAACAAAUUGCCACGCUUUGCGCAACACUUGGAGAAUAUCCGUCCGUUAGAUAUCGAAGUGACUUUGACCGGAACGUGGAAUUGGCACAAAUGGUUCAACAGAAAUUAGAUGCUUAUAAGGCGGAUGAACCUACUAUGGGAGAAGGACCAGAGAAAGCUCGCUCUCAAUUACUUAUCUUAGAUAGAGGUUUUGAUUGUGUUUCUCCUUUGCUACAUGAAUUAACAUUACAGGCUAUGGCAUACGAUUUGUUGGAUAUAGACAAUGACGUUUAUAGAUUUGAAGCAUCUGCUGGCGUUGAAAAAGAAGUUCUUUUAGAUGAGAACGAUGAUUUAUGGGUGGAAUUAAGGCAUCAGCACAUUGCUGUAGUCUCUCAAAACGUUACCAAAAAUUUGAAGAAAUUCACUGAAUCUAAGAGAAUGCCACAGGGUGAUAAACAGAGUAUGCGAGAUCUUUCUCAAAUGAUUAAAAAGAUGCCACAGUAUCAAAAAGAAUUAAGUAAAUAUGCUACGCAUCUUCAAUUAGCAGAAGAUUGUAUGAAGCGUUAUCAAGGAAAUGUGGAUAAACUUUGUAAAGUGGAACAAGAUUUAGCUAUGGGUACAGAUGCUGAAGGUGAACGUAUAAAAGAUCACAUGAGAAAUAUAACGCCAAUUUUGCUGGAUCAAAAUGUAGAUCAUUUAGACAAAUUACGUAUCAUUGCAUUGUAUGUUAUUAGUAAAAAUGGUAUAAACGAAGAGAACCUUAAUCGUCUAGUCAAUCAUGCUCAAAUAUCUGCAGAUGAUAAACAAACUAUCGUUAACAUAGCGAAUCUUGGCAUUAACGUGGUAGUGGAUGGUAAUCGCAAAAAAUUAUACACGGUUCAACGAAAAGAGAGGAUCACGGAACAAACAUAUCAAAUGAGUCGAUGGACACCAGUGAUAAAAGAUAUUAUGGAGGACUCCAUAGAAGACAAAUUAGAAUCUAAACAUUUCCCAUUCUUAGCUGGACGUGCAGCUAGUUCGGGGUAUCAUGCACCUGCCAGUGUUAGAUACGGUCAUUGGCAUAAGGACAAAGGACAACAAACUAUCAAGAACGUCCCACGUUUAAUCGUUUUCAUUGUCGGCGGUGUUUGUUUUUCGGAAAUACGAUGCGCUUAUGAAGUAACAAAUGCUUUAAAGAAUUGGGAAGUUAUUAUCGGUUCGUCGCACAUAAUUACGCCGAAAUCAUUUCUAAACGAUCUAAGUAAACUUCAUGUCUAAACGAUUCCAUAACCGACAAUGCAAAAUACUUACUGCAUUCCUGAUCUGUCAUUCUUUGACUCUUCAUCAGUACUACCAAACAUGAAUAUGUAACUUGUGAUCUCUGUGAGGACAAAUUAUUAAUUAAAAAAGAAAAAACAAAAAGAAAUACACGGUCAAUUCCGUAGAUGAAAGUUCGUUCUAAAAUCCGUUUAGAAACGGAUCGCUAAAAAUGAUUAUGCUACGAAGAUAGAUUAUUUAUUACUUUAUUAUUGUCUAAUAGUAUUAUAUACGAUAAGUACUCUUAUAGUACUAUGAACUAAAGAAGGAGGAUUCUGAAUAGAGGUAUCACCUAGAAUCAAGUGCCUGCGUGAAGAUUAACAAUACGGGAUCACGUAAAGCAUGUUGGCAAUACUGAUGUGUAAAUGUAUAAUGGUACCUUAUUGUUAGAAAUUGUGUGUGAAUGAUUUAGCGCAAUGUUAGAAGCAAGUAAUUCGUAUAAAUAUAAAAGAAAAAAAAAAAUCGUUCACCAUUGUUAACGAGAAAGAAGAAUAACCGAAAAUGGUUCUAUGUGUUUUAGAAAAGACUUCUGAUAUAUGCAUAUAUAAUGCACGUGCUUGGUCUUAUCGAAUUAAUCUCUAUUGAUGAUCGUUUAAAUACGAUUAAGAAAAACUAAAAUCCCUUUACCGAAAAAUUACGGAUAAUAAUCGUUUGAAUGUUUACGUGAAAAAAAAAGAAAAAAGAAAAAAAAAGAAGAAAAAUUCCACGCAUUUUUAAUUAGUAUUAUCGUACCACGAUGACAUAGAUAGUUCAUUAAUCAAGCGUAUUUCGAUAAUGAAAACGUUCAUCGUUCUCUCUAUAAAGUAAGAUGUUGAAGUAUCUGUAAUUUAUGUUUCUUUUGCUUAAGCUCUAUACGAUAAAAGAAAGAAGGAAAGAAAAAAGAAGAAAAAAAGAAAAA